AUGCCUACGCAUCGAUGCAUGAAGCUCCUGAAGGAGAAUUUCUUGGAACUUUUCAUCCGCCAUUUUCAAGUCUUUGCUUGUGGAUUGGCCAUGGGCGCCAAACGGACAGGUGCUUGGAAUGCCGCCCUGUUUUUGGUCCUAAAAAACACAACUGCGAAUCAAGGGCUAAUGACCAGAUUGCGAGAUGGUGAUAUCCAAGAUAUUAUAGGCGCUAAGAAAGUCGUUGUAUUAGCAUUAGCUGCCCAAGGUUACGACACCGAGUUCAAGAGUAAGCAAUCGUUCCCUACAAUUUGGUAUUUCUACACCAAGGGCUUUUAUAUCUUCGCUUCAGUUACACACAGGUACAUCAGCGUUGUGAAGGUCCAUGUUCCAGGCUGCUUCCACACUUUCUUGGUCCUAGAUGCCAGUGACGUGUGUCAGCCGCGAAGGCGUGAGCCCGAUUAA
Messenger RNA from Fusarium vanettenii 77-13-4, 444 nucleotides. RefSeq lists its product as uncharacterized. The transcript is spliced from 4 exons. The record is from RefSeq and is a predicted model, not a curated record. Lineage: Eukaryota; Fungi; Ascomycota; Sordariomycetes; Hypocreales; Nectriaceae. Bases 1 to 444 code for a protein of 147 amino acids.